AACAAAAAAGUCAUGUUAUAUGCAAACUAUAAUGAAAUAUAUAAAUAUAUAUAUAUAUUCGUACCACAAAACAUAAAUAUGGUCAAUAAUAAAUAUGCAACUUGUGAGUAAUUUUACCGUUAGCGGGCCGACAACGGCCCGAUGUGGGGUAAAUGUUUUCGUUCAAAAACGAUAAUCUCGUUCGGUUCCAAGCAAUUCUCUGCAGGAUUCUGGGAAUUGGCAUAACCUUCUGGCGGCAAGUUAAUUCAGGCGGUUGAACAAAAUAAUUUUGUUUUGGAGAUUUUCGCUCAGUAAAAGUUAGUAUUUGUUGAUAAAACUAUAUAAGUAACUUAAUUUGUGCAAGCACAUGCAUGUAGACUUGAAGAUCAUGUCAAAAUACGUGGUCUUUGAAUUUGCCACAAAUGAAGUUGCUAUUGUGUCGGAAAAUUGGCUAACAGAUGAAUCCGAUGGAAACAAGAAGGUGCUCUGGCCCCCAAUGAAAUUGUCUGCAAAACUUAAUAUGGCUGUUAAACAACACGCAGAGCCUGAAGAUACGUGGGUUUCAUGUGCUAUCCGCCGGUUGAUGUAUCAAACAGAUUCCUUUGAAAAAGCCCAGCAGAAGGCUAAAGAGGCUGAAGAGGAGUCGGAUCUACAAACAGAUGCAGAUGUAAGGCAGUCAUCAGUUUCUCAAAAAAGAAAACACAGGCCAAAUCCACGCUUCCUGGACUCGGACACAGAAGAUGAAGAGUCUCAAACGAGGGAUACAUGUACAAAGAGGCAGUUGGUAACACUAACAACCACCAAAGACUCGGACACCGUCAUGCCAUCUCCUCCCCCCAAAAUCUCCAUACCAGCAGGAACGAAAUGUGAUUCCCCUAUGUUGCUGGGGUCAAAAUCCGGGAUGUCAACACCAAAACAAAGUAAACGGCCAGGUCAAGAUGCAACCCCUUUGUUGCCCACAUCAAGCCCUCAACAGUCUGCCCACAUUUCUUCUGACAGACCACAGCCGAUAGUUACAGGAAGGGAUAUAUCUAUCCUGCGCUCCUUAGAGGAAAUCAAACAGGAUCAGCGGGAGAUUAAGGCAAUGUUGGCCACAUUGAUCCAGCAAAUGCAUGGACAUGUAGGGGGCCAAGAACUUCCUGAAGGAAUCGUCCUUCCAGUGAAAAGAUUGGAAGAUGUUGAGGGCAUAGAACAAAGGCUAUGUGAUAAAGCCACAUUUCGGAUGUUGGUUGACUAUUUAUCCAAUGUUGGGGGGUCCUGUGUGAAACUCAUGACCAAGCGGCUAAUUGCGGGGGUUCUUGACAACCAGUUUGCCAAAGGUUUCAACUGGACCGGGCGUGGAAAGAUGUCUUUUCAGGCGCUGAAGCUGUGUUUGGCCAUUCUCCAAGCUGUCAAGCGAGUUUUUCCAAACACAACUACCAGUGAGACUGAGUUCUUCAUAAAAGAAUGGCUGAGAAAUGCAAGUGAUCGUGAGGGAGGGCGCAAAACCCGCACCAAGCCAUCUACGAUGGCAUCAGCCAUGGCUGAAGAAGAUUCGGAUCAUUAGAUCGGGGCUCGAAUCAUUCUACGUCAUUUUAUGGAUUAAACGGUUACUGCUGUGACCACCCGGCAAUCCGGACUGUUAUAAGCUUUUUAUACUUUAUUUAAUAAGUUAUCUAAAGGCAUUUACAAUAAAUAGCUUCUUUGCAAAAUGUAAUGGAAUUAACAGAAACUAGGUAUACCUUUGGCAGUGGCAGAGUUAGCCCUGCCCUUUAAGACUCUUUAUAGUUCCAAAUGCAUAGUUUAGAUUUGAUUGUAGAUAAAAAGUGCAUUGUUUUACUAAUUGUGUAUAUGAACUUCAAUUGAUUGCCCUUAAUUCCUGUUUCAUGCAUGUUGUGUGUUAUACUUACAUACAGACGCUUUAUGUUAUAUAUGGUUUUCCAUAUUCCGAUGACAUCAUUUCUUCUGUUUUUCAAUAGUCCUGUGACAUCAUUUAUUCUGUUUUGUCCAUAUACCGAUGACAUAAUCAAUGUGUUUUUUGACUUGUCUGAUAACUUGUUUUCAAAGCAAAAUGCUUUAUUAUUAUAUCAUAUUCAAGAACAUUUAGUAUUGGUUGGAAUCCAACAACAUUAAGUAUUGCAAGAACAUUUAGUAUUGGUUGGAAUCCAACAACAUUAAGUAUUGGUUGGAUUCAGUUUUCAAAAUUCUUUGAUUAAUCAUGCAGAGACAAACGUGCCUGAUAAAUUAAUUAUAGCAUGACGCAAUACGUGUAUUUUAAGUAUUAAGUAUAUGUAUUUAAUGCUUUCAUAUUUUCCACUUUGGUUGUGUUUUUAUUAUUUACUUUACGAGUUCAAACAAAAAUUAUAAUAUAAUUUCCAGUGACUAUAUAAUGCGAAUUUACAUUUAUUCAUGUGUUAGUAUGUAAAGGUUGUUUUUUUCAAACACGACACCAUCUGGACAUUGUAAUGAUUUGUCGGUUAAAUGUGUAAUGUAAAUGACAUCGUACUUUGUUAUCUCAGUACUAAAAAUUAACCUUCUUAAAAUGGUGUGCAACCUCUCACGGAAACACAUUUUAGUAUAUUAAUAAAAGUAUGUUGACAAUAUUUUACCUUUUGAAUGUAUGUUACAAUAUAUGAUACAAUUAAUAGGUGUAAUUUUGUAUACCCCCUUUCGAAGAAAAGGGGUAUAUAGUUUUCGCACUGUCCGUCGGUCAGUCAGUCGGUCGGUCGGUCAGUCUGUCACACUUUUCGUGUCCGCUCUCUAAUUCAAAAAGUUUUCAUUCGAUCUUUACCAAACUUGGUCAGAAGUUGUAUCUAGACAAUAUCUAGGUCGAGUUCGAAUAUGGGUCAUGCUUGGUCAAAAACUAGGUCACGGGGUCACUGAGUGCAUUUUAAGGAUUUAGCAUUGUGUCAGCUCUCUUAUUGAAGUAGUUUUCAUCCGAUCUUCACCAAAUUUGGUCAGAAGUUGUGUCUAAAUGAUUUCUAGGUCAUGUUAAAAUAUGGGUCAUGUCAGGUCAAAAACUAUGUCAUGGGGUGCUGGGUCAAAAACUAGGUCACGUAGUCACUUAGUGCAUUUUAAGGAUUUAGCAUGGUGUUAGCUCUCUUAUUUUAAAGCAUGUUAGAUGAGCCUUUUUAUGCCGCCUUGAAAAAAAAGGGGGUAUAUUGUUUUUGGCCUGUCUGUCUGUUUGUCUGUCUGUCCAAAACUUUACCCAAUGUUAAAGUUUUUUCAUAACUUUUGCAAUGUUGAAGAUGGCAACUUCAUAUUUGGCAUGCAUGUGUAUCUCAUGGAGCUGCACAUUUUGAUUGGUGAAAGGUCAAGGUCAUUCUUCAAGGUCAAAGGUCAAAAAAAAAAAAGCGGCGCAUAAGGGGGUAUUGUGUUUCUGACAAACACAUCUCUUGUUCAUAAUUCCUUGAUAUAAUGCAUAUACAAUCAUGAAAAUAAUUUAUUUCAGAUAGCAAAUAAAAUUACCAUUCCAUUGCAUGUACCAGCAUAUGUAUGUACACACUGUAUACUAUAUUUAGUAAUUUUGAACUUUCAACUAUACCUAUAUUUUUGACGAGGAAGGUAAACAACAUGAUUAUAAAAAGUAUACGCAAA
Molecule: messenger RNA, 3555 nt
Organism: Dreissena polymorpha
Lineage: Eukaryota; Metazoa; Mollusca; Bivalvia; Myida; Dreissenidae
Exons: 7
Coding region: 347-1525 (392 amino acids)
Source: RefSeq, a predicted model, not a curated record